This is a messenger RNA of Penicillium cosmopolitanum, 822 nucleotides long. RefSeq lists its product as uncharacterized. The transcript has 3 exons. Gene Ontology annotation, molecular function: oxidoreductase activity, acting on paired donors, with incorporation or reduction of molecular oxygen; monooxygenase activity; iron ion binding. Lineage: Eukaryota; Fungi; Ascomycota; Eurotiomycetes; Eurotiales; Aspergillaceae. The coding region runs from base 1 to 822 and encodes 273 amino acids. The record is from RefSeq and is a predicted model, not a curated record.
AUGGCCCCGAAUCUAGUCGAAGAUGCGUUGGACCAAAUGGUCAUGAUCACGAUGCAGAAUGUGAAGACAUAUUUCGACAAACUGAAAGACACUCCCAGUCUCCAUUUGUAUGGUUGGGUACGGAAUAUGAUCACUGUUUCGAGUACCAGAGCAACGUAUGGACUGCUCAACAACCCCUACAAUGACCCCGAGGUUGUCAAUGGAUUUUGCACGCAAGGCCUAGAAGGGCCGCAGAAAGGUGUCUCGUGCUUUCUCUGCCUAUUACAAGAAGCAUGGCAUCGAAGAGGGAUCCGCAUUGGCCAAAAUGAGAUACAACAAGUCGAUAAAACAGGUACCGUGCCGGCAGUGUUUUGGGCUAUUUUCGAGCUGUUUUCCAAUCCGCAAGUUCUCGCUGAAUUUCGAUCUGAAAUCAAACUCAACGCACUGUCCAUCUCGGAGGAUGGCACGCACACAAUUAACAUCACGGCUCUCAAGGAGCACUGUCCCUUCGCCCUGUCCUUCUUACAGGAAGUUUUACGUUUCCGCACAACUACAAUUACGCUUCGCCACAUUAUCGAGGACACGAUGCUCGGUGACAAGUAUCUUCUCAAAAAAGGAGGUUUGGUCUCAAUCCCAGCGAGUGCCAUCAGGAAGCGUGCUGAUGUAUGGGGAGAUAGCGCCGGGGUGUUUGACCCGCGGCGAUUCCUGAAGGCUGAUCCGGCAAAGGGGCCAACUCGAAAGAACCUCGUCGUACGGGUGGAUUCACUGCAUUCGGUAUUGCGCCUGUCAUUUGCCCCCGACGCCAUUUCGCCAGCACGGAGGUGUUGGGAGUUACGGCCAUGA